This is a messenger RNA of Rhipicephalus microplus (southern cattle tick), 1813 nucleotides long. RefSeq lists its product as uncharacterized. NCBI's taxonomy places the organism in Eukaryota, Metazoa, Arthropoda, Arachnida, Ixodida, Ixodidae. Gene Ontology annotation, biological process: regulation of transcription by RNA polymerase II; developmental process. The record is from RefSeq and is a predicted model, not a curated record. Gene Ontology annotation, molecular function: DNA-binding transcription factor activity, RNA polymerase II-specific; RNA polymerase II transcription regulatory region sequence-specific DNA binding; protein dimerization activity.
AUUUUCUCGUGCCGAGAAGGCGUAUGUUUCAAAGUGAGCGAACUUUACGGCACAGUUUUGUUAUUGCGAUUGAGCAGCAAUGUUUUUAAAUCUGUUUCAUUCGAGGCUCGUGACAGCCUACGACAGCUGAGUUCGACAGUCUUCCGGUACAUCGUCCGUGGUUCUAGAUAAGAAGACAGCCGAGCAUCAAGUGACGUCAGACGGUGACACGUAAAUGGCGAAGCUUCGGACGGCCUGAAGCCCAACGAAAAAAAAAAAAACGAAAUCUCGUGUAGUGAAAAUAGAAGAUACUUCGUUGUGAACCACGCAGUGCUGGUGUGGACAGCGAAAUUCAGUGACGUCACCAACAAGGCAGCAUCCACGUUUGUUUCGCAGAAAGAAGCAACGUUGUGCUCGUGGUUGACUCAAAUAAUUGAUGGAUGGUUGUGAGGUUGCUACUGCUCGUGACGAUUGGAAUGUUAAAAACAAUUUUUUGUGAUUAUUCUGUUAACUGAAAAAGAAAACUUCAUUAUUAUUUCCAGGUGAUACCUCUGCCCCCUUUCUACUUAGCUUGAAAUAUUCAAAAAUAUUUGGGGUGUGUUGUUCUCCACAUAUUCUGUUUACGGAAGAUAGAUUGAACCUGUUGAGUUAGCCCAUUGAAUCUGCCUGAUUACUAUUGCACAACGUAGGGGAGUUUUUUUUUAGUGAGUUCAUUACACAUGGGUUUAGAGAACCUAAAGCUUGAGUUUUACGCUGCGUUGAGUGUUUAGUACGGCGCGUAUGUGAUGAAACACCAGGUCGAACCACGGAAAGGGACAUCGAUACCAUCUUGCGAAGGAGCGAUCAGCUAGGGUUUUCUUGUUGAUAUCUCCGGAGCCACGUUCACUGUGUAGCGAUGGAAGACUUUCUCAGCUUGGACUUCGACAUGUCCGACUGCUCGUGGAAGCUGUGGGACGGCAUCGAGCAGGAACCGUGUAAUUUCGAUGGCCUCCUGGAGCUGGACUUCGUGUCUGACCUGGGUCUGUGCACGUCUUCUUCGGAUGACACGUCACUGGGUUUGUCUUCCCUCCUCGAGAUACCACCUGUCCUGACGAACGACUGCUGCGAACCGCAGCUUCAAGUGCCAUUGCCUGAAGGCGAGGAAUACCCGAGCCCAGACUCUUGUGACGUGGCCGUGAUGGAAGCCGCGCCUCUGGACGUCUACGACGUCACCACUCCAGCGUUUACAAAAGCAAGGAGCCAAGCGAAGGCCACGUCGCGUAACGCCGCCAGGGAACGCAGCCGAGUGAGGAGCCUUCGAAGCGCUUUCCAGGCCCUGCAGAGUUCACUGCCGUCGGUGCCUCCGGACACGAAGCUCUCCAAGCUGGACAUAUUGGUCUUGGCGUCCAACUAUAUUGCACACCUGGGCGCUCUGCUUUCAGAUGACGAACAGCCACAGAGCGAUGACAGUUCUGCUGACGACUCUCCAGGAAGAGAAGCUGAAUCAUCGAACAGUCGGAGCUAUCUGCACCCCGUCAAGAAGUGGCCUAUGCGUUCUCGCCUCUACGCUGGUGCCAAGCCGUACGCAGACGACAGAAGCCGACGACAGGCCGGCGACUUUGCGACGAUGAAGAAGUCUUCGAAGAACGCCUGGAGGCGCCAGGAGUCGAGGACGUAGGCGACUUGCGACGAGCAGCGCGUGCCAAUGAAAUGUCUAUUGCAGCUGUGCGUACGAUGAUGCUGUUCGAACCCGUUGGCCCGAAGGCACUUUCGGGGACCAUAAACGUGAAUUCGUGCGAGCUAAACAAUGAGGUACUCCAGGCUAACUACGUAUUAAAGAUUACCGCCUAUCUGA